This is a messenger RNA of Paraphaeosphaeria sporulosa, 840 nucleotides long. RefSeq lists its product as uncharacterized. The transcript has 3 exons. NCBI's taxonomy places the organism in Eukaryota, Fungi, Ascomycota, Dothideomycetes, Pleosporales, Didymosphaeriaceae. The record is from RefSeq and is a predicted model, not a curated record. The coding region runs from base 1 to 840 and encodes 279 amino acids.
AUGCUCUUUACUUACUCUCUCCGGUCAUUCCUCGUGCUCUUCUUUUUCUUACAGUUCACUAUUGCCGAACGGAAAUGCUAUGCGCUCGAUGGCACUCAAUUAGGCGACUCCUAUGGGGCCUGCGAUACUAGUGCAAAACACAGUGGCUGCUGUGCUGUUCACGGUGCAGCAGGCGCAGUAGACCUCUGCCUUUCCAACGGACUUUGCAUGGCUACCAACGAGAAAUAUAUGGGUACCAUAUGGCAAGUUGGAUGUACAGAUCCAACCGGCAUGGAUCCGUCAUGUCCAGAGAUGUGCCCGGAUGCUCGUGAUACUUUCGCCAAUGGCUCCAGCGUUUCUGCCUGGAACGUCCAGAUGUGCGAUUUUGGAAGCUAUUGUUGCCGCGCAGCAGGUGACCUUCGCAGCUGCUGUAACAACGCGACAGCACCUCAGAUCAAGACCAACUUCAUCGGCGCAUUCCAAUUUGAGACAUCCACAGAUGGAGCCUCUUCCACAGGCCAAAUUCUCGCCGCAGCCGCAUCAUCGACCAACACCUUUCCAACUGCAUCUACUCAGGCAGACCUUUGCGCCGCCGAGAAACGCCGGACCAAUGUUAUAGGAGGUACCCUGGCUGGAUUCUUUUGCGUCGCUAUCAUAAGCCUGCUGGCCGCCAUCUUCUUCCUCUUCCAGAAAGAAAAGAAGCAGCGCAAGUUGAAAGAGCAUUACGAGGAACAGUUUGCAACAACCAGUUGGCGUGCAUAUGGGUCUGGGAUGCCAUCUCGGACCACCGUCGUUGAAGGAGACCCGACGAAGGCAGAGAAGGAUCUCGAAGUCCGGUAUAUUGGAAGGCAGAACACAUGA